GUGGGGUGGGGGGGGGGAAGGCUGAGCACCCAUAAAGAGCUUAUGCAGCGGGAGGCGAGCGGCGCAGCAGCGCAGAUUAUGGGCGCUCGUUAGCGGCUGGCGCUAAUUAGCUCCAUUUCCCAGCACGAGGAACCCCACGACCCCAUGGAAGAGGGGGGGGGGCAAUGGACACGAAUGGGGCUGAGCCCAUCCCUAUACAAACCCCACAGCCCUCAGUGCCGGCACCCCACAGCCCCGGGGGUUUCCCAUCUCCCGUGGGGUUUCAGGCCCCCAUCCUUACGUAACGCCCUGUGCCCAUCUUCCCACCAUACAGCCCCCCCCCGCCCCCCCCAGCCCCUAAUCUUUGCCAUCUUGGGCUAAUUGGAUUUCCACAGGUCACGUGGGGAGCGAUAAAAAAAGCCCCCCCAAAUCCCUCCGGGCCCCAGAAAUCGGGUUUAUCCAUGGGGAAUUAAGGGAGAACGCGGGGGGCAGCCGGCCCGCAUAGCAGCCAGCCCAGCGCUCCGGUGCGGCCUUUUUGGGUUCCCCCCCUAAAAGUAUUUCUCUGCCCGCAUCCCCAGGGGUGCGUGCACCCAACCCGAGGAGACCUGGAAGAGCGCGGGGACCUGGAGGAGCUCGAAGCUUUGGCAGAGGAGGACGAGGAGAUGGGGAGCGGGGCGAGCGCCGAGGACAAGGAGAUGGCCAAGAGGUCCAAGGAGCUGGAGAAGAAGCUGCAGGAGGACGCGGAUAAGGAGGCGAAGACGGUGAAGCUGCUGCUGCUCGGGGCCGGAGAAUCGGGGAAGAGCACCAUCGUGAAGCAGAUGAAGAUCAUCCACCAGGAUGGAUACACACCUGAGGAAUGCAUGGAGUUCAAAGCCGUCAUCUACGGGAACAUCCUGCAGUCCAUCCUGGCCAUCAUCCGCGCCAUGACCACGCUGGGCAUCGACUACGCCGAGUCGGGACGGGCGGACGACGGGAGGCAGCUCUUCAACCUGGCGGACUCCAUCGAGGAGGGCACGAUGCCCCCGGAGCUGGUGGACUGCAUCAAGAAGCUGUGGAAGGACGGCGGCGUGCAGGCGUGCUUCGACCGGGCUGCCGAGUAUCAGCUCAACGACUCGGCCGCAUACUACCUGAACCAGCUGGACCGCAUCACGGCCCCCGGGUACCUCCCCAACGAGCAGGACGUGCUGCGCUCCCGCGUGAAGACGACCGGCAUCAUCGAGACCAAGUUCUCCGUUAAGGACCUCAACUUCAGGAUGUUUGACGUCGGGGGGCAGAGAUCAGAGCGCAAGAAAUGGAUCCACUGCUUCGAGGGGGUGACGUGCAUCAUCUUCUGCGGGGCGCUGAGCGCCUACGACAUGGUGCUGGUGGAGGAUGAUGAGGUGAACCGCAUGCACGAAUCCCUGCACCUCUUCAACAGUAUAUGCAACCACAAGUUCUUCGCCGCCACGUCCAUCAUCCUCUUCCUCAACAAGAAGGAUCUCUUCGAGGAGAAGAUCAAGAAGGUGCACCUCAGCAUCUGCUUCCCUGAGUACGAUGGUCCCAACACGUUCGAAGAUGCAGGGAAUUACAUCAAGACCCAAUUCCUGGAUCUCAACAUGCGGAAGGACGUGAAGGAGAUCUACAGCCACAUGACCUGUGCCACAGACACGCAGAACGUCAAGUUCGUCUUCGACGCCGUCACAGAUGUCAUCAUCAAGGAGAACCUCAAGGACUGCGGUCUCUUCUGAGCAGAAGAGCCGGCUGCAGUUCCACCUCACCGUUCUGCUGAGCAGAGCCAAAAGGACAACACGGAGUUCCCCAGCCCCCUGUUUUUUUUCUAUAAGCUGCCCCCCACAUCCGAGCCCACGCCAGGAGGGGCCCCAGCUGCCCCGCCUGCCCCACAUCUCGGCCGUUUCCUCUGGGACAGCACCCAGCUGGGCUCCCCCACACAGAGCUCAGCGCAGAGGAAGAGGAAACGGGCGCUGGGGCGCUGGGCACCGCGCUGCUCAGAGCUCCAUUUGCUCUUGGCUGCUUGUAAAUAAACCCGUCCUGCCGUAGAGGAGCCCUGCAUGCUCUCGC
Messenger RNA from Tympanuchus pallidicinctus (lesser prairie-chicken), 2037 nucleotides. RefSeq names its product G protein subunit alpha transducin 2 (gene GNAT2). Gene Ontology annotation, cellular component: photoreceptor outer segment; photoreceptor inner segment; heterotrimeric G-protein complex. The transcript has 9 exons. The coding region runs from base 642 to 1706 and encodes 354 amino acids. NCBI's taxonomy places the organism in Eukaryota, Metazoa, Chordata, Aves, Galliformes, Phasianidae. Gene Ontology annotation, molecular function: GTP binding; GTPase activity; G-protein beta/gamma-subunit complex binding. Gene Ontology annotation, biological process: detection of chemical stimulus involved in sensory perception of bitter taste; adenylate cyclase-modulating G protein-coupled receptor signaling pathway. The record is from RefSeq and is a predicted model, not a curated record.